Molecule: messenger RNA, 2577 nt
Organism: Equus quagga
Lineage: Eukaryota; Metazoa; Chordata; Mammalia; Perissodactyla; Equidae
Gene: NLRP10
Product: NLR family pyrin domain containing 10
Exons: 2
Coding region: 226-2274 (682 amino acids)
Biological process (GO): positive regulation of inflammatory response
Cellular component (GO): cytoplasm
Source: RefSeq, a predicted model, not a curated record
UAGAAAAAUUCCCUGCUGUCUUAUCCACUCAUCUUUCUUGAAACUUUGCACGUAUCUCGUAUCUCAGCUCUCCUUGGCCUUCACUCAGCAGCUUGCCGAGCACCCAGAAAGCAGGGUGGGCUGAGGUACCUUCAGGCUGCUCUUUCCUCAGCAGCGUACCUCUCCUCUCUUCUCUCCCCCUUUUCCAGGUCAUCAGUCUGAACUUGACCCUUCAUUCUGAACACCAUGGCCCUGGCCCGCAGCCCCCAGGAAGCAUUGCUCUGGGCCUUGAGUGACCUUGAGGAGAAUGAGUUCAAGAUGUUAAAGUUCCGCUUACGGGAUAGAGCCCUGCUUGAGGGCCAGUGCCAGCUGGCCCGAGGGGAGCUGGAGGGCCUCAGUCGGGUGGACCUGGCUUCUCGGCUGACUUUAAUGUAUGGAGCACAGGAGGCUGUGAAAGUGCUGCUCAAAGUCUUGAGGGACAUGAACCUGUUGGAACUCGUGGAACAGCUUGGCCACAUUUGUCUGAAUGAUUACAGAGAAAUAUACCGAGAGCGUGUGCGCCGCCUAGAGGAGAGGCAGGAUGUGGAAAUCAACUGCAGGUACAAUCAGCUGCUGCUGGUGACCAAGCCCAGCUCAGGGAGCCCAGAAUCACCUGCCUGCUCCAUCCUGGAGCAGGAGCUGGACUCUAUCAUGGUGGAGGCUCUAUUUGAUCCAGGGGAAAAGCCCUACCAAGUCCCGCCCAUAGUGGUGCUCCAGGGGUCCGCUGGUAUUGGAAAGACAACACUGUCCAAAAAAAUGGUGCUGGACUGGGCCACUGACACCCUGUACCCAGGCCGGUUUGAUUAUGUCUUUUACGUGAGCUGCAGAGAAGUGGUCCUGCUCCAAGAGGGCAAACUGGACCAGCUCCUCUUCUGGUGUUGUGAAGACAAUCAAGUGCCUGUCACAGAGAUUCUGAGGCAGCCAGAGCGGCUCCUGUUCAUCCUGGAUGGCUAUGAUGAGUUGCAGAGGCCCUUUGCAAAGCAGUUGAAGAGGCUGAGGUCAAGUCCCAUGGAGGACAUGCUCCACCUCCUAAUCAGGAGAAAGGUACUCUCCACGUCCUCCCUUCUCAUCACCACUCGGCCCCUGGCUUUACAGAAUCUGGAAUCCUUGCUGGAACAACCACGCCAUGUUCACAUCCUAGGCUUCUCUGAGGAUGAGAGGAGGAGGUAUUUCAGCUCAUAUUUUACAGAUGAGGAGCAAGCCAGAAAUGCCUUUGACAUUGUACAAGGAAAUGACUUCCUCUACAAAGCAUGUCAGGUUCCAGGCAUUUGCUGGGUGGUCUGCUCCUGGCUGAAGGGACAGAUGGAGAGGGGCAGAGCAGUCUCAGAGACACCCAGUAAUGGCACUGACAUCUUCAUGGCCUAUGUCUCCACCUUCCUGCCACCCAAUGACAAUGGGGGCUGCUCCGAGCUUACCCGAGACAGGGUCCUGAGGAGUCUGUGCUCCUUGGCAGCUGAGGGCAUCCAGCACCGGAGGUUCUUGUUUGAAGAAGCCGACCUCAGAAAGCACAAUUUAGAUGGGCCCAGCCUUGCUGCUUUCCUGAGCAGCAAUGAUUACCAAGAAGGACUUGAGGUGAAGAAGUUCUACAGCUUCCACCACAUUAGCUUCCAGGAAUUUUUUCACGCCAUGUCCUACCUGGUGAAAGAGGACCAGAGAGAAGUGAAGAGGCUGCUGGAUGAAAAGAAGCAGGAAGGGAAUGAGGAGAUGACCCUCAGUAUGCAGUUUUUAUUGGACAUAGCGAAAAAGGAAAGAUUCUCCAACUUUGAGCUAAAGUUUUGCCUCAAAAUCUCCCCCACGAUGAAGAAGGAUCUGAAGCAUUUUAAAGAACAAAUGGAAUCUAUAAAGCAUAACAGGCCCUGGGAUUUGGAAUUUUCUCUGUAUGAGUCUAAAAUAAAAAAUCUGGUAAAGGGUGUUCAAAUAAGUGACAUAUCAUUUAAGAUGGAACAUUCAAAAGAAAAGAAAUCCUAUAGCAAGAAUGCAUUUUCUGUCAAAACCAGCUUGAGCGAUGGACAGAAAGAGAAGCAAAAAAGUCCAAGUGUGGACAAAGGUAAUAUUGCAGGGUCACUAAAGGAGGCUUCUAAUGGAAAAGGCAGAGGGACAGAGAAACUAGAGACAGGGAGGUUUGGGAGCAGUAGGAUGGAAAGCAGAGGAAGCAAGACAGCAGAGCUGAAGGGUCAAGAGGACGGUGGGGUAGAUGGACAGGAGGAUGAAGGGAAGAAGAGUAGAAAGGGAAGAAGAGAUGAGAGAUUAGACUAAUGGGUACCAGAGAGAGUGGAAGGACAGAGGAGCAAAAGAGAAUUAGAUAAUCGAGUGUCAGAUGACUUGGAACAUAGGAUGUGGAGGAGUCCAUGUGGAACAAGUUCUUAGGAACAACCCACAUUUGCCAUCAAUGGCCCCAGCUCAGUUAUUUAUCAACCCCUCCCCCUAGAGGCUGUUUAUAACCUCCUAUAGUGUAGAAUCUUGUUUUAGUAACUAACUCCUUUUAUAUGUUAAUGUCAAUGACCCAGCAAGUGAUUCUGAUGUUGGGCUCCUUUGCAUAAAAUAAACUCCUUAACAUGA